AUUGCACUAUUUUAUAAGAAAUUCAAUCUUAAUUUAAAAAGGCAAUAUUCGACAAUCUUUACUAAACAGAAUUUAUAUGAAAAUGGUGAGAAAUUGUAAUUAAAUAUAAAUCAAUGGAAGCCGAUUACGGAGAAGCAAACGGAGAAUAUGAAGAGCAGUCAAGUGAAGAUACCCAAAAAGUUUAUGAAGAUGUUUCGCGAAUCUUAACAUUUUCAGAAGCUGGAGAAUGUCUCCACACAUUAGGAAAAUGUGAUUCAGGUCUAGGUUAUGCUUAUUUAGGUUUGAACGCUUCUAACAGAGGCCUCACGGAUAUUCAAAUUAUACCAAGAUUCAAAUAUGUCCUCUUUGUGGAUAUUUCUGGCAACAAUUUAACUAUGGAAGCUCUUUGUGUUCUCACAAAAAUGACUUAUCUUUUAAUGAUUCAAGCUGAUAAAAAUAGGAUAUCUUCCGCAGAAAUGGAACCCAUGUCCUAUUUGCAGGUGCUGACUUUAAACAAUAAUAAGUUAAAAAGCACUGCAGGCAUCUCUCACAACCAUCUGGAGUAUCUAGAAUUAAACCACAAUGACAUUAAGGAGAUCACUCUGAAUCCUUAUGACCUGAAGAACCUUAAAAGUCUCGAAUUACGUGGAAACAUAUUAACCACAACGAACGGAAUAUUUUUCCCUGGAUUAAUAUCUUUAUACCUCGCGGAAAACCAAAUUGAAAGGCUGGAGAAUCUAGAGAUCCUAGUUAAUUUAAAAAUUCUACAUCUGAGGAGCAAUAAGUUGUCGAGUUUAGACGGAUUUGACUCGCGUUGUAUCAAACUUAAUUAUUUGAACCUCCGGGACAAUGAAAUCAUGAAAAUUUCCGAGCUGGAGAAAUUACGUUGUUUGCCUGGACUAGAAACCCUGAUAAUAUUGGAAAAUCCUGCGAUAAUUGAAAGAGAAGAAAGCGAAGAAAGCGUGUACAGGCAAAUUGUAUUGGCAAUGUUACCUAAUCUGAUGCGAAUCGAUAAAGAUCCAGUAUUAUAUCAAGAGAAAAGAGACGCUCAAGAAUUUCGUAGACAGAUGAUUCUCGAUGGGUCGAAAUUUACUGAUUUUGACAUUAGUCCUUUCCCCGAGUAACAAUAUAUAACGUAUUGUUAAAAGAAACUUAUAUUUUAAAUACAAAUAUUAAAACUUAAUGACGUUGUCAUUUACGAGCAUAUUUAAUAUGGAUUCGUGAGUCAGGUAUUUACUUUACCGAUCUACAUAU
Molecule: messenger RNA, 1233 nt
Organism: Nomia melanderi (Alkali bee)
Lineage: Eukaryota; Metazoa; Arthropoda; Insecta; Hymenoptera; Halictidae
Product: leucine-rich repeat-containing protein 23
Cellular component (GO): cytoplasm
Molecular function (GO): protein binding
Source: RefSeq, a predicted model, not a curated record